GGAGCGCGCGUCGGCGGGAGCGCGCACGGUGUAGUGCAGGGAAAGAUGGCGAUGUGUGCGACGCUCAGGUGCUUUUCCUCCAACCUUUCAGUGGUUUUGCCCAGUCUGUCCAGAACUGUCGGGUCCCAGAUACUGAGAAGGACGGACAGAUCUGUUUCACGGAGUUUCUGCUCGAGCCCCUGGCUUUCCCAAGCUCUCAAGUUUACAGAUAAGCAUGAGUGGGUACGAGCAGAUGGAAACAUUGGUACAGUCGGUAUCAGUGCUUACGCUCAGGAAGCAUUAGGUGAUGUGGUAUACUGCGGCCUGCCAGAGGUUGGAACAAAGCUUCAACCAAUGGAGGAAUUUGGUGUGUUGGAAAGUGUGAAGGCCGCAAGCGAGCUUUACUCACCUCUGAGUGGAGAAGUCACCGAAAUCAACACUGAACUAACGGAGAACCCCGGACUCGUCAACUCGUCCUGCUACGAGCGUGGAUGGUUGAUUAAGAUGACAAUAGAGAAGCCUGAAGAACUGGAAGGCCUUAUGGAUGAAGCUGCCUAUGAAAAAUACCUCAAGUCCCUUGAGUAGAUCAAAUGAAUUACACGUUAAAUCAGCUUUAUCUUUAUGUAUCAAAUUUUCGUGCUAAAAUCUCACUGCUAAUGCUUAUGAUUAUAGAAAUUGUACUGUUUCUUUUUUGAUUAUUUUCACCAAAUCUUUGCUUGUGUGAAUGUAACAAGACUUUAAUUCAGAUUUGUGUUUGAUGGAUGGAUAGAGCUCUGAAUUACAGGACUGCAGUCCAGUUUUUAGGUGCUUUGAUUGAUUAAAUUUGGAACAUUGAUGCUUGAGCUGAAAUACAAUAAAGCUGAAAAUGUAUUCUUAGUAACAGUAUAAAACAUCUGCAUCUUCAUAUUCAGGUUCAUCUCAUCUCAUUAUCUCUAGCCGCUUUAUCCUUCUACAGGGUCGCAGGCAAGCUGGAGCCUAUCCCAGCUGACUAUGGGCGAAAGGCGGGGUACACCCUGGACAAGUCGCCAGGUCAUCACAGGGCUGAGACAUAGACACAGACAACCAUUCACACUCACACCUACGGUCAAUUUAGAGUC
Molecule: messenger RNA, 1076 nt
Organism: Neoarius graeffei (lesser salmon catfish)
Lineage: Eukaryota; Metazoa; Chordata; Actinopteri; Siluriformes; Ariidae
Gene: gcshb
Product: glycine cleavage system protein H (aminomethyl carrier), b
Exons: 5
Coding region: 46-564 (172 amino acids)
Biological process (GO): protein lipoylation; glycine decarboxylation via glycine cleavage system
Cellular component (GO): glycine cleavage complex; mitochondrion; cytoplasm
Source: RefSeq, a predicted model, not a curated record